AUGUCAUGUACCAGUGGUGUAGUCUCUGACACAACUGUUGCACCUGAGACUUCCAUUACAGAAACCACCUCUGGAGCAUCAGACAAACAAGUCACUGGAAGUCAAAGAGGCACUACUGGUGUGACCUUAAGCACAUCUGUUGCACCUGGAAGUUCUAGUACAGGUGUCACCACAGUAUCACCUAAAGGAAAUACAGGCUCAAAGAGUACUAUUUCAGGAGCUACCAAAGAAACAGUAAACCAAGGAACUGGAAGCACACUAGAACCCACGAAGACAGCUUCUGGCACCACACUGGCACCUGGGAGUUCAAAUACAGUUACAACAUCCUCAGGAGUCAGUCAAACCACAGGAAUUGGAAAGAAUACAGGUACUACUAGAGCGGUCCCUGGCAGCAACACCUCACCUGGAAAUUCCAACACAGGAGCUACCACUGGCAUCUCUGAGACCCCAGGCUCUGAAAGUGAAACAGGUACCACUGAAGUGGUCUCUGGCACAACAAUUCCAUCUGAAAGUUCCAACACAGAGGCCACAACUUUAGGACAUGACAAAACCACAGAAGCUAAAGUUAGCAUAGUUACCACCACCGGGAUAACUACUGGUACAACCCUUGCUCCCAGGAGUUCCAACACACGGGCUACCACUUCUACAGAAGUCAUCCCUACCACUGGAGUAAAAUUGGAAACUGGUACAACUUCAGGUUCAACUACAGUUUCUAGGCGCCCAGAAAAUUCCAGUCCUGGAGUUUCUACAGAAGAACCAGGGAAGCAAGUCACAGGAAGUAACACAGGUACCCCCAAGGAAUCAUCUGAAACAACUACUGCUGGAAUUACUACCACAGCAGCCACUGCUUCCACGGGAGUCGAGGAAACUUCAAGCACUGCAGUGCAAACAGGUUCCACUUCAGUUACAGCUGGAGUCACAACAGGCCCACAAGUAUCUCAGCCAGAAACCACUGUAGUAGCAACAGAGAAUCAAGAAGUUGAAAAUAAAACAGGAUGCCCAGGAACACUUCCACCAGCUCCAGUGUGUCAUGGUCCACUGGGAGAAGAGAAAUCUCCUGGAGACACAUGGACUUCUAAUUGCCACAAAUGUACCUGUACUGAUGCAAAGACUGUAGACUGUAAACCUCAGGAGUGCCCUUCUCCACCUGUAUGCAGAACCGGAGAGAAGCUUGUAACGUUUAAUGAUACCUGCUGUGAAAUUGGACACUGUGAACCCCAAACGUGUUUAUUUAACAAUACGGAUUAUGAGAUCGGUACCUCAUUUGAUGACCCCAGCAACCCCUGUGUCUCCUACUCCUGCAACAGUACUGGCUUUGUUGCGGUGGUCCAAGACUGCCCCAAGCAGAGCUGGUGUGCAGAAGAAGACAGAAUCUAUGACUCAAGAAAAUGUUGCUAUACAUGUAAGAAUAAUUGCAGAACUUCUCCUGUGAACGUGACUGUCAAGUACAAUGGUUGCAAGAAAAGAAUCCAGAUGGCAAAAUGUAUGGGUGAAUGCAAAAGGACUCUCAAGUACAAUUAUGAUCUCUUUCAGUUGGAAAAUUCAUGCCUCUGCUGCCGAGAAGACAACUAUGAGUUCAGAGACAUUGCUCUUGACUGUCCUGAUGGAAGCACACUAUCUUACAGAUACAGGCACACCACAACCUGCUCUUGUUUAGAUAUGUGUGAACAGACUAAGACUGCUUCAGCUCACUCAAUGACCAGAUAAUUAUGACAGUUGUAAGAGGCUAUUUAUUUUCUAAGAACUCUCUUGUAUCUUACUCAAAGUAAAUACAAUGAGGAAUUAUCUUUUUCUUAUUGACUGGGUCUAAAGAAUAAAUAUAACUUUGCAAGCAA
Marmota flaviventris (yellow-bellied marmot) is the source of this 1835-nucleotide messenger RNA. The record is from RefSeq and is a predicted model, not a curated record. NCBI's taxonomy places the organism in Eukaryota, Metazoa, Chordata, Mammalia, Rodentia, Sciuridae.